Molecule: messenger RNA, 754 nt
Organism: Aaosphaeria arxii CBS 175.79
Lineage: Eukaryota; Fungi; Ascomycota; Dothideomycetes; Pleosporales
Product: NPP1-domain-containing protein
Exons: 3
Coding region: 1-672 (223 amino acids)
Source: RefSeq, a predicted model, not a curated record
AUGCACUUCAGCAUCGGACAAGUAGCCUUCCUGACUCGUCGCGCAGUCAUCAACCAUGAUGCUGUUGUUGGAUUCCCUCAGACUGUUCCCUCAGGAACAGCAGGAAACCUGUACCUCAAGUACAAGCCAUGGCUCAAGGUCUUCAACGGCUGUGUUCCUUUCCCCGCCGUCAAUGCCAACGGCGACACUGGCGGUGGCCUCGCAACCUCCGGCGACCCAAGCGGCGGCUGUUCCUCUUCCACAGGCCAAGUCUACGUUCGCGGUGGAACCUACAACGGCGCAUACGGCAUCAUGUACUCAUGGUACAUGCCCAAGGACUCGCCGUCCAGCGGGCUCGGCCACCGCCACGACUGGGAGAACGCUGUCGUCUGGCUGUCCUCGCAAUCCGAGUCCGCGACCGUCCGCGGCGUCGCCAUCUCCGCGCACGGCGACUACCAAAAGGUCAGCGGCCAUUUCGACGGCAGCAGGCCGUUGAUUGGAUAUAUUUCCGCCUGGCCGGUCAACCAUCAGCUCAUCGAUACGUCGGAUAAGGGUGGCGAGCAGCCGCUCAUUGCGUGGGAGAGCUUGACGGCUGCGGCGAGGACUGCGAUUGAGAAUACGAAUUUCGGUGAUGCGACGCCGAGUUUUAGGGAUAAUAACUUCCAGAGUUAUCUGGAGAAGGCCUACUUCUAGAGGUUGAUGUGGGAUGUAAUUCACGAGGGAAGAGAAAGAUAUCAUGAGGCAAUGUGUGAAUGAAACGGGUAUUGAAGAAUCG